AUGGCGUCUCUGUGCAGAGUGCAUAAGCGCGGAUUCAGCUCAUCUAAAAUCACUUUAAAAUUUCCAGCUGUCGGCGUUUGCUACGGCCUCCUGGGCAACAACCUCCCGCACCCUGCGGCAGUCGUCGAUCUCUACACCCGAUGCGGCAUCAAGCGGAUGCGGAUCUACGACGCCAACAAGUCCGUCCUCUUUGCUCUGCGAAACUCCGGGAUCGAACUCAUCCUCGGCGUGGCCAAUUCCGAACUCCGGAACCUGGCCACCGCCGCGAACGCCGAGAAGUGGGUCCAGGACAACGUCAGGAGCUUCCACCCCGCGGUCAGGAUCCGCUACAUCGCCGUCGGCAACGAAGUCGACCCCCACGGCAACGAAGCCGCCGUCGCCAAGUACACCCUACCAGCUCUGAAGAAUAUCUACAACGCGGUCUGCGCGGCCGGCCUGAGGGACCACAUCAGGGUCUCGGUCGUCAUAGACAUGCGCCUUCUCGGAAUCUCCUACCCGCCGUCUUUCGGCGCGUUUCGGCCGGAAGUCGUGACUUACAUCAAACCGAUCGUCGACCACCUGGCGGCAGCGAAGACACCCCUCCUCGCGAACGUCUACCCUUAUUUCAGCUACAUUGAAACUUUGAAGUAUAUCAAGCUCGAGUAUGCUUUGUUCACUGCGCCGGGGACCGUUGUCUACGAUGUGAGGUCCGGGUUGUCUUAUCAGAACCUCUUUGAUGCGCAGAUGGACGCUAUGUACGCCGCGCUCGAGAGAUUGGGCCAGGGUGGGCUUGAAGUGUCUGUCUCGGAGACGGGUUGGCCGUCCAGGGGUAAUAUUUCGGCCACCGUUCGGAACGCGAAUAUAUUUUUGAAGAAUUUGAUCGCGCAUGUCCAGAAAGGGACGCCGAAAAGACCCAAGGCGAUCGAGACGUACAUAUUCGCCAUGUUCGAUGAGAACAUGAAGCCAGGAGCCAGGACUGAGAGGUUCUUCGGGUUGUUCAGGCCGAAGCCUCUGAGGGUGAAGUAUACCGGUUUGACCUUUUAG
Bemisia tabaci is the source of this 1023-nucleotide messenger RNA. The record is from RefSeq and is a predicted model, not a curated record. NCBI's taxonomy places the organism in Eukaryota, Metazoa, Arthropoda, Insecta, Hemiptera, Aleyrodidae.